Amphibalanus amphitrite is the source of this 1675-nucleotide messenger RNA. RefSeq names its product glutamate receptor ionotropic, kainate 4-like. Gene Ontology annotation, cellular component: membrane. NCBI's taxonomy places the organism in Eukaryota, Metazoa, Arthropoda, Thecostraca, Balanomorpha, Balanidae. The record is from RefSeq and is a predicted model, not a curated record. Gene Ontology annotation, molecular function: glutamate-gated receptor activity. Bases 248 to 1675 code for a protein of 475 amino acids. The transcript has a single exon.
AAUUCAGUAGAUAUCACAGCAGGCAUGUGCUGAUUGCGAUGACACCUGAAUCGACCGUAUUUUACACAUGUCGUAACUCGUAACCACAGCAACAACGCUACAUGCCGCUGAGCCUUUCACUUGUGCUGCAACUGUCGUGGAGUGAGCAUGCUUCACAACCUUGCGUUGUGUAUCUGAUCUUGGUCACGCUCCCCUGAAGACAUCACCAUAGCCUGCAAGUCCCUCCGUGGCCUACAACAGACUCGUGAUGGCCGUCCAAAGGAAGCUAUUUCUUCUUUGGAAUUCAACCGCCGCCCCGGAACAAGAUGAUUCUUGGAGGCAAGAGAUCAACAUCACAGCAAUCCACGAUCCUCCGUACUUCUCCAUCAAACGUCUGGCGAACGGCUCACACAGCUUCGGCGGAUACAUGCACGACGUGUGGCAAAUUAUAGCUGCCAAUAUGGAUCUCAAGUACCGCAUUAUUCCAUGUCCCGGAGGAGGAUAUGGUGUUCUGGACUCGAACGGCACCUGGAACGGCAUGGUGGGAGAGCUAGCUUCAGGACGUGCCCACCUGGCGCUGAACGGGUUGUUCUACAAUCGCCAGCGAACCAGCGUGGUGGAUUACGUCAGCUCGACGCCACUAGACCAACAGCAGAUCAGUUUCUUUGUGCGUCGCGGGUCACGCGCGAUGCCUACCUUGUCGGCAGAGUUGUUCGCAGGUCUUCUCACACCACUCGAUAACACCGUCUGGUGGGCGUUGCUUGCCUCGAUGAUCGUGCUGUGGUUGGCCCUCUGCGUGACUUUGCGUCUUGGAGACCGCCGUACGCAGGAUCCUCAAUCGACGAACGAUCUUCACUGGACCCUGUGCCCGUUAUUCAUCUACAGCACGAUAGUGUGCCAGGGGUGGAGUAUCGUCCCUGAGGUCCUCUCCGCUCGCACUGUUACCAUCUUCAGUUGGAUACUCGGCCUCAUCAUCUACACCUCCUACACGGCCAACUUGAUCUCCCACUUGGCGGUGGACCGCAUGCAGCGACCCAUCAACAGUCUAGAGGAGUUCUCCAAGCUCCCAGACUGGUCUCUUGCCGUGGAACCUGGCACGAGCCUCAUCAGCGCAUGGAGAUACAGUCACAAUCCUUACGAGCGACAUCUGUACAGUCGAGUCCUGGACGGGAAGAAUCUGGUGUAUCUGAACGACUCCGAAAGCGCUGUUCAGCGGGUUCUGAGACCUCGGGUUCUCGUGGUCAGUCCCCUGAAUCGGCUAUUCCACUGGCUCGGAACAGAUGGAUGCCACUUUGUCCCACUUUUAGAUGUUGAAGCGUACGGUAAGAAACCAGUCUUCUUGGCGCUUGCCAAGAGAAAAAAGAAACUACGACUGGCGCUCGAUCGCCAGCUAUUGAGACUCAAGGAGCUGGGUCUGCUGGACGAACUGUGGAGAAAGUGGAUAGACGUAGACCCCAGCAUGUGCGAAGUACCGUCAGGAUACCGUGCGGUGUCUCUCACUGAUCUCGCAGCCGUUGUUCUUGUAGUUGUUUUCGGUGUGGUGUUCAGCCUGGUCGCACUAGCGGUAGAGCUGGUUGUGUUUAGAGCCUGUCACGCGUGCAGGACUGCAAGAUGUCGAUGUGUUAGUCGCUCAGGUCGGGCUGCGAUGGCAGCAUGGGGGCCGGAAGCUAAAAAGGGAAUGAAAAUGAGACCAUGA